Balearica regulorum gibbericeps (East African grey crowned-crane) is the source of this 531-nucleotide messenger RNA. The record is from RefSeq and is a predicted model, not a curated record. NCBI's taxonomy places the organism in Eukaryota, Metazoa, Chordata, Aves, Gruiformes, Gruidae.
GAUGGAGAUGUGAUUAGGAAGCCACCCUCCAUGGAUCUGGCAAGCAAGAAGUGCCAGCAGGUGUUGAUGGAGCUGGAGGGAGUGCUCCACCACUUGGAAGUAAUGUUUAGUUUGACACUGGUUCCUCGGGUUCUUAUCCUACUUGGAGGCAAUGUCAUGAGCCCCAAGGAGCUCUAUGAGCUCGAUCUGGAGGGUAUCUGUGAGGGCAGUGCUGAGGAGAGCCUGAAAACUGGAUCCUGUGUUCGCAAGCUCUUUCACUCGCUCUUCGUUGCAGAUGUCUUCAGUGAACUUAAGGCUCUCCCUGUCAUGGGCACCGUUGUUAUGCUCCAAGGACACCGCGAUUGUGGUGUUGAUUGGUUCCGGCCCAAGCUCAACUAUAAAGUGCCAACCCGAGGGAGGAAACUAACUGUUACCUUGUCCUGUAAUGGCGACAUCAACAUAAGUGCCUCGCCUCCUCAGCGUAUGACUUCUACUUGGGAGGACUAUGUCUGGUUUCAAGCACCAGUGACGCUCAAAGGCUUUCAUGAAUGA